AUGUCGGACAUUGAAGACGAAAUGGACAUUGAUGCGCCCGUCGCAGACACCUCGAUCAGCUUUGGUGGAGACUCGAAGAAGGGCAAGAGAAGUGCAGCUAAUCUGCCUGUGGAAGCAGAAGACUCGUUGCCAUGGGUGGAAAAGUAUCGACCAACAUCUCUCGCAGAGGUUGAAGGACACCAAGACAUCAUUGCGACUAUCAACAAAUUCGUCGACUCGAACCGACUCCCACAUUUACUCCUCUAUGGCCCACCAGGAACUGGCAAGACAUCGACUGUACUUGCCCUGGCACGACGGAUAUACGGCAACAAGAACAUGAGACAGAUGGUCUUGGAGCUGAAUGCAUCCGACGACAGAGGCAUCGACGUUGUACGAGAGCAGAUCAAGACCUUCAGUAGUACAAAGCAGAUCUUCUCGGCUGCUCCGAAAGCAGGCGAUGCGUCGCUUGCCACGUUCAAGCUCAUUAUUCUGGACGAGGCCGAUGCCAUGACCUCAACAGCGCAAAUGGCCCUUCGACGUAUCAUGGAGAAGUACACGGCCAACACCCGAUUCUGCAUCAUCGCAAACUACACACAUAAGCUUUCGCCGGCGCUGCUCUCCCGAUGCACCCGUUUCCGCUUCUCGCCACUGAAAGAGCGUGACAUCAGAAAUUUAGUGGACAAGGUCGUUGAAGAGGAGACCGUCAACAUCACCCAGGAUGCUACAGAGUCGCUAGUUACACUCAGCAAGGGAGACAUGAGGCGAGCACUCAAUGUUCUGCAAGCUUGUCACGCUUCUAGCACACCUUUGCAGCCACCUGGCAAGCCAGCAGUGGACCCCAGCACCAUCGUACGAGACCAGAUAACACAGACCACGAUCUACGACUGCAUCGCCGCACCGCACCCCUCGGAUAUCAAGUUCAUCAUCGACACUCUGCUCUCGACGAACGAUAUGACCCAGUGUUUGCGCACAGUCAAUAACCUGAAAACACUGAAAGGGUUGGCGCUUGCCGAUAUUCUUACUGCGGUCAGUGAGGAGCUUGUCGAGAACGAGGUUCCACCACAAGUUAUGGUGACAUGGAUGUCAGGCUUAGCGGACAUCGAAUACAGGCUCAGUGGAGGGGGUAGCGAGGCAAUACAGACCGGCGCUGCUGUCGGAGUUAUCCGCACUGGUGUGGAGCUGAUGGGGAAUGGGAAGAAGUGA
Messenger RNA from Boeremia exigua, 1182 nucleotides. RefSeq names its product P-loop containing nucleoside triphosphate hydrolase protein. The coding region runs from base 1 to 1182 and encodes 393 amino acids. Gene Ontology annotation, molecular function: DNA clamp loader activity; DNA binding; ATP hydrolysis activity. The transcript has 2 exons. Gene Ontology annotation, biological process: DNA repair; DNA-templated DNA replication. The record is from RefSeq and is a predicted model, not a curated record. Gene Ontology annotation, cellular component: DNA replication factor C complex; nucleus; Rad17 RFC-like complex. Lineage: Eukaryota; Fungi; Ascomycota; Dothideomycetes; Pleosporales; Didymellaceae.